This is a messenger RNA of Hibiscus syriacus, 728 nucleotides long. RefSeq names its product protein mago nashi homolog. The record is from RefSeq and is a predicted model, not a curated record. The transcript is spliced from 3 exons. The coding region runs from base 68 to 523 and encodes 151 amino acids. Gene Ontology annotation, cellular component: nucleus; exon-exon junction complex. NCBI's taxonomy places the organism in Eukaryota, Viridiplantae, Streptophyta, Magnoliopsida, Malvales, Malvaceae. Gene Ontology annotation, biological process: RNA splicing.
AGAUCGAGAAAACUCCCUUUCGGUUCAGGAUAAAUUGUGUUCUUUGUAUUCGUCGAGAGAGAAAGCAAUGGCGGCCGAGGAAGACAGCGGAGAGUUUUACCUUCGUUACUACGUGGGUCACAAAGGGAAAUUCGGGCACGAGUUUUUGGAGUUCGAGUUCAGGCCAGAUGGUAAGCUCCGUUAUGCUAACAAUUCCAACUACAAAAACGACACCAUGAUCCGCAAAGAGGUAUUCCUCACCCCCGCCGUUCUUAAGGAGUGCCGCCGCAUCAUCGCCGAGAGCGAGAUAAUGAAGGAAGAUGAUAACAACUGGCCAGAGCCAGACCGCGUUGGGCGGCAGGAGCUCGAGAUUGUGAUGGGGAAUGAGCAUAUCUCCUUCACAACUUCAAAGAUCGGGUCCCUUGUUGAUGUUCAGAGCAGUAAGGACCCUGAAGGUCUUCGCAUAUUUUAUUAUCUUGUUCAGGACUUGAAGUGCUUUGUUUUCUCACUUAUUUCACUCCACUUCAAGAUCAAACCUAUUUGAAGAACGAAUGACAAUAUUUAAAACCCUCUGCCGAGGAGAGGAUGGGUGGGUGUUUCUGCUUUUCGAUUUAAGCUUCUGUUUCUGUUUUACAUUCUUCUCAUCACUAUUCUUAAAACGGAUGAGCUAAGCCUAUUGUAUGGCUGUGUUGUAUGAGUGAUUUUGGAAAGCUUUUAUUAAUGUACUUGUUUGUUUUUUGCGUUCCAAA